UGACUGAUUGAUUGAUUGUUUUCAUCUACAGGAUGCCAUGAUACAUUCUCCAAAAGGAUGAAGGAGCACAAAAGUUCUUUAGACUCAGUGUACGCCAAAAUGUGCUCCAAUAUUUACUCUCAGCUACGAUUGGUCGAGCAAGUUCAUCCAGUCAAAAGAAUCGACGCUGACCUUAUGAUGGAGCAAAGCGUGGUGUGUAGCCUGCUGGGAUACUACGAGUUUUUAACACCUCGGCGCCUGUCGAACAUUUUACAGUGGCAGCGGUCGAGUGGAUGUUACGGAAACAUCGAAAACGAGAACGACUUUGGCCAGCAUCAGACCAGGCGAACCAUGAGGAAACUUCUGACGGGAAAAGAAUUGUCAGAUGGAUGCGAAUCACAUAUAACCGGAGUUGGUACUGCACUGCUAUCGAUUUAUUUUCGCUUCCUGUUUCUGAACAACAUGCCAGACGGAAAUUCAACUAUGACGAAGACAAGUACAUGAGUGCAGAAUUACAGAUUACCUACCGUAAGAAGCCUAUGAAAAAUUAAUGAAGUGCUCGUUUCAGCUAGUAACAAGUACGUGUCAACUAGUGCAAGCCCUCCCUAGCCUGCAUUAGGGAGUGACGGUCAUAAAGGCGAAGAACAAACAUGGCCAUGCGAAAACUGUCUUACCAUGUUUUUUUCUCGGAUAUUCUCGCUGUCUUAGAAGUUGAAAAUCAAUUAAGUUGCUAAGCUGUUUUUGACUUAAGUUUCCUAAUUUUUUAAGCUUUUAUGUUCCACAAUAAGGUAAUGUCUCGAGAAACAGGGAAUAAAACAAGAUAGUACACUGACUAAACACGACUACUUUCAGCCGGGUUGAUCGAUACAUGAAACUACAAACCUCCUGACGCCAGAUUAUAAGAGGUUGAGACUUUGAAACGCGUUGUCAUCAUCGCGUUCUGUUCUUGGGCAUGACAAUUAGAUCUCCUAAAUAGAACUAUAAACGCUUUUUGGCUUGUUCCUUCCAAGAAAUAAAAAUACGCAUAUGCAGGGGAAACGUGCUAUUGAAUAGCAUCGAUCCCUCUCAGCGGAGUUUUAAACUGGAUUUUUCUUGCGUUUUCUUUUUCUUUUUCAAAAAAAACCUAGUAUUUUGUAAUGCCCUACUUUAUUGACUUCGUUAUUAAAAGGCAAGGUGGGAAUUAAUGUAUUACCCGCGGAAUGACAUUCGUUUACGGCAUCGUCAAUUACCAGUUAAGCCUGUAAUGUCAACAUAUAUGUGGUCCUUCUGGGCUUGUAGAAGAGUUAUGCAUCGGCAUACUGGAGAAACAUUAAAUAUUAAUUGAACGCUAGUGUUCAACCAUUGAAAGUACUGCAGUACUGUUUAUUCUAAGCUUUACUGCAGGGUGACUUGAAUUUUACGUCUGUGGAUGAAACCCUGGUGUGCUAUCACAGUGCUGUCCACUGCUUUCAUGGGAAUUCCACAACCACCAUCUUGCGAAUUCAUCGUCAAUUCUUCACUACCCUUCCAUAGUUCAAGCUAGUUUUCGUCAUUUAACCCAAGUAAAGAUAAUAAAUAGUCGUUUCUUAUUCUUUUAAAUGGACUAAAGCUCGAUGAAAGUCUAAGCCUGUUCAGUUACGUGGAGUUGACCCGGUCAGUGGAUAAGUGGCGAGGUGGACAACCUCUGGGAGCAAGGAGGUUAAACCCUGGUGUGCUAUGAUUUCAGUGUAAGUUAUUCCACAGCACUGUGUAAUGCUUUCAUGACUGUUCAACAUAUGUAGUUUUUUCAUGUGCAGAUUUGCACUAGAACUUUCCAAAAGAAUCGCAAUCGCGAUAUCGUUGUUAUAUUUCUGGACGCAGUC
Molecule: messenger RNA, 1820 nt
Organism: Orbicella faveolata
Lineage: Eukaryota; Metazoa; Cnidaria; Anthozoa; Scleractinia; Merulinidae
Product: UPF0764 protein C16orf89 homolog
Source: RefSeq, a predicted model, not a curated record